Molecule: messenger RNA, 1319 nt
Organism: Macaca mulatta (Rhesus monkey)
Lineage: Eukaryota; Metazoa; Chordata; Mammalia; Primates; Cercopithecidae
Source: RefSeq, a predicted model, not a curated record
GGCCCGCCUCCCGCCGUGUCGCGGCGCACGUAGGUUCCCCGACCUGACAGGUGCGCGGCCCGGGCCGGCUGGGCUCUCAGAGCCGAGACGUGGGGCCCCGACCCGGCCGCGGGGCUGGGCCCGCUCCGUCGCCCCGACCCCGCGUGGUCCGCCAACUCCCUUCUGCGCGCGGAGAGGACGGGCAUUGUUCUCGGGGCCCCGGAGAGCGCGAGAGCGGCCUGAGGUCUGUGCGCUGGGGCUCGGGAAGGCGGACGCGACUCCGCUUGCGCGAAACGAGCGAACGACACAUUGUCUUGGUGCUCCAACAGGGCCCCCGAGCAGGACUGGAGGCAGUCAGAGAAGGACCAGUGGGAGCAGCUGGCAGAAAGCAGGCGGCAGAGGGCCGAGCUGGCCAACCAUCUUCGGGCAGUGCUGGAGGCCCUUUUGGAGCAAGCCCUUGUGCUGCAGAGGCGAGAGCAUGAGCUGGGACUCAGCUGGUCCUGAAGCAGAAACCUCCUCCCAGCAGGUGGAGUGCUCCCUGGCCUGCCUGGAGCAGGAGAGGCACCAAAGGCAGGGAUCCCAGGGACAGGCUGAGUGGAGGAGGCCAGACCAGGACAUAGAAGACAAGAUCCUGCUGCUGCAGACAGAAGUGGAAAAGGCCCAGUGGCGUUUGGACCAGAUGACCCACAGCCUCUUGGCCCAGAGCCCAGCCCGGGGAUACCCCAAUACACUCCAGGUCCCGGAGGUACCAGUGCCCCUCAGGAAACAGCUAGAAGCACAAGAAUCACAUCCCAGGCUUCAUGAGGAGAUGGCUGAGUACUGGAGGACACGCUGGCACCAGGUGGCAGUUGCCCUGAAAUUUAAAGAGGAGGAAUUGCAGAGACUCCAGAGGCAGAGUGGGACCUGGCCUCCCCAGCCUCAGCUUGUGGAUCCAGAGCUGGGUACUGAGCCGUACUGGACCAGUGGGCCCCCUCCUGGGAUCGCUGGACUUGGAGCAGAAGAAUUCCUCCAGGACUGGACUGGACACACAAAACUUGGGAACUGUCAACUGCCCUGUUAUUCACCUCGUGAAAAAAGCUGGAUUUAAAUGAGAGCGAAUGGAGCUGACAAUUCCCAGAAACUCGAAUUGAGAUGGUGAGAUUUUAGUUCAGCCCAGGGCGGUCUCAUGAGUGGGUGGUAAAGUUGAGCUUUGAGGUGGUCUUCAGAAGGAGAGGAAUACCCUCCGCGGGCAGAGCUUCCCGGGUUCCGGGCCCUUUGGGACGUCAACACAGGUCUAGCUGCCCUUAGGCUCCUCCGCACACCCUGGUUCCAAUAAUAAAUCCCUUUCCUCUCUGCCGCCA